AUGGAGGACUAUAAAUUCUUGUUUAAAGUCGUGCUAGUCGGUAACGCAGGUGUUGGAAAAACUUGUUUAGUAAGGAGAUUUACGCAAGGAUUAUUUCCACCGGGUCAAGGUGCUACUAUUGGAGUAGAUUUCAUGAUCAAGACGGUGGAGGUUGAUGGCGAAAAAGUGAAGCUACAAAUAUGGGACACAGCUGGCCAAGAAAGAUUUCGGUCAAUAACACAGAGUUACUACAGGUCGGCACAUGCUUUGAUUUUAGUAUAUGACAUAUCUUGCCAGCCUACAUUUGACUGUUUACCAGAUUGGCUCAGAGAAAUUGAAGAGUAUGCUAACAACAAAGUUUUGAGAAUAUUAGUGGGUAACAAAACUGACAGAGAAGAUAGAGAAAUUCCAAGACAUAUUGGUGAUGACUUUGCACAACGUAAUGGGAUGUAUUUUCUUGAAACCUCUGCUAAGGAAGCCGAAAAUGUUGAGCGUUUAUUUAUGGAAAUUGCUGUGGAAUUGAUGGAACAAGCAAAAUGCAAGGAAUUGCCAAAGUACGAUGGAAGUCUGGGACCUAUCAACGGUAAGACAUCAUCGGUAGGUGACAGUUCAUGCUGUUCCAGAUCGUAA
Molecule: messenger RNA, 609 nt
Organism: Pieris macdunnoughi
Lineage: Eukaryota; Metazoa; Arthropoda; Insecta; Lepidoptera; Pieridae
Source: the annotation of a GenBank genome assembly